Aspergillus steynii IBT 23096 is the source of this 5789-nucleotide messenger RNA. RefSeq names its product putative telomere length regulator protein (Rif1). Gene Ontology annotation, biological process: telomere maintenance. The transcript is spliced from 3 exons. The record is from RefSeq and is a predicted model, not a curated record. Gene Ontology annotation, cellular component: nucleus. Bases 134 to 5461 code for a protein of 1775 amino acids. NCBI's taxonomy places the organism in Eukaryota, Fungi, Ascomycota, Eurotiomycetes, Eurotiales, Aspergillaceae.
CAAUUCUCGCCUCGGUUCCGGAUCUUGCUUGGGCGGACACGGUGGUCUGAGUGCACGAUCGUUUGGCACCGCGAUGUUCCUGGCCUCCUCUCGCUUUCAAUUCUCCCCGUUCUCUCUUUCGAUUCUGUGAAAUAUGGUGGACGUCUUCGGUCCUUUGUCUGCUCGUCCGCCUACUCCACCAAGGACAUCGUCCCGUGCCCUGCCUGAAAAAGAUCGAACGGAGGAUUCCCCGGUUGUCGCGCAGACGCCUGGUCUCUCUCCGUUUGCGACUAAUGCAUCCAACGGGGUUCCGUCCAGUCGCCAGUCCAAACGAGUGAAUUUCUCGCCAUGGACGAAAUACAUCAAACCUCCCUCCUUUGCCAACGCUGCCAACACCAUUUCAAAGCCCAAAUCCGACCUCAAAACCCUGCCUCCCUCGAAUGAAUGCAAGCCCUCCAAAUCGAUCCUCAAGCCGACAAACUCCCCGGCCCCUGUUAAAUCGCCGAAAGUCACGUCCCAUACCCCCGAGUCUUUCGUCAUGCUAUUGAAGUCCAUGGCAUCGCAGCUGGCUGGCUCGUCGCCAAGUUCCAGGCUCGAUGCCUACAUGCAGUUGUUUGGUGCGUUGAGGACUUACGAGGGACUUCCGGGAGAACAAGAGGUUGCAGAGUGUUUAGGGUUGAUCACGCAGUUCAUCCAACGAGAUAUCAGUAGGGUUUCGGAGAACGUGGGACCUUUGGACACAAAUCUAAGGAUCCAGGCUCUGAAGCUCUCUGCGGCGUUGAUGUGGCAGACCAAUAUUUGCGCGCAACUGUCGGAUGACUUCAAGAUCUUUCUUACCGAUCACUCCAUCAAUAUUCUCCACGAUAGCAAAGUGCCAAAGUCGGUUCUGACGCAUCACAUGACGAUCCUAUCGACGCAGAAUUUCAGCCCGAAAAUCAUGAACAAUGCUCGUCUCUCACGCCUACUUACAGUAUUACACGACCUUACGAAUCGAGUGACCGGUAACUCCAUCGUCUCGCACCGCCUGAGCAUCUACGGGCGAGUUCUCAACCAAGCGAAAUCUUUGUUCGUUUCACAAUCGUUGUUAUGGAUGGAUCAUCUGAUAUCUGGCCUACUUCAUCCUAUAAAGGAUAUCAGAAUAAAAGCCAUCUCACUGGGCUUCCAGGUGUCGAUGAUCUUCGGACCAAACCCCACGCUUUCAAAAUCCAUUCAAGAUAUCUUUGAUCGCUCCCUAGACAAGGGAAGAAAAUUGGUCACUGAAAUCUGCGAGCGAAUGGCGCGGAUGAUGAGCAAUUCCGACAGUGGUGUCCAUGUUCCUCAGGUGUGGAGUGUUGUCAUCUUGCUCCUAAGAAAUAAACGUCUGAACGUCGACGAUUGGAAUCACUUUAAAGAAUGGGUCCUCGUGCUCCAAAAAUGCUUCAAUUGCAGCGAUUCAUCUAUCAAGGCACAGGCCAUCGUCGCAUGGAAUCGUUUCGUCCUCGUUGUCAGUCCGGGUGAGAUGACAAACCGCCCGUUGUUGAGAAUGCUGAGCAAGCCCAUAUUGUCACAAUUUGAGCGAAAGAAGCAGGACAAGAGCGGAUCGCCGCCCAGUCAGCUGGUGAUGUGCAGCUAUUACAAUCUUCUGUAUUACGCCUUUCGACCGUCUGCAUCGUUUCAACAUCUUGAUAUCGUCUGGGAAGAGUAUAUUGCUUCCCCUUCAUCGAAAACGUUUUCGUCCAGCUCUGCGUUAAGCGAUCGGCUUGCACACAUACUUUCAAACAUGUUGUGGAGCCCCCAGACUAAAAUAUGGUCCGAGAAUAAAGUGAACGACACCAACAAGCUUGAACCAGAAGAGCUGCCGACCUUAGAUUGCAGGUGGAUAAGGUCAAGAAUUACAUCGGUGUUGAAGGUUUUUGAAAACAUAUUCAGAACAUCAUUAUGGGCUGAAAAUAUCGAGCAAUCGAACAUCGCUAUUGCCUGGAUUCGUCUUUCGAAGGCCUUGUCGAAUGCAUCCAGCAAAGAGAUCACACCUUCUUCGGAAUCUAUGCAAACUGUAGCUCAUGUCCUUGGUCUUCUUCAACGCCUCUGGAAAGCCGGCCCCUCUUCGAUAAACGCUGUUGAAAAGGAAUCCAUGGACACGUUCUUUGAACGAUUCCAGUUCCUAUCUAGAUCGAUGAUUUUCUCGCUAGGGAACACUCCAUUCACAGAGAAGCUACUCCUGAAGAACGCAGACGCUACGUUUCAAGCAGCCAACACCCCUACACACCGUCACUCGCACUCGAACUCGAAUCUAGACAGCCCCGUCCUGCAUUUUCUUCGGUUGGUAAGCGAUGUGUCUGGUAUUUCAGAACCAAGCCCUGCCUACUUGCGCCUGAUCAAUUCAACACUCGAAGCCGCCUGUAAUGGAAGAACUUCCAGAAGCUCUCGCCUAGAGCUCCUUCGACAAUGCGCCGAAUUACACUCAAAUGAAACAACCAUACAGCUUGGUGUCCAUUCUUUUGCCCAAAUUGUCUGGAGAUCGGUAGCACAUCUUGCUGCCGAUUCUGUAUGCUCCUACCCUAUCGAGACAGCCCGUGAACGUGACGGGUCGGUUUCGCGCGAUUACGAGAAUACCGUCAAGAUACUCUCUACGGGUCUCCGGUUUGCUGACGUCUUUCAAGUGUGGGACGAGCUUCUUGGUGCGUUCGUUCGCGUUAUACGGACUGAAAAAGGCGACCGUGAGAUUGCCAGCAUGGUAGUGGAGCCUCUUGCUGAGUGUUUGAUGGCUGUUCCCGCUCGCGAUAGGUACCUGGCUUCAGCGUCCCUCUUUAAACAUUCUUUGUCUAUGACAUACGGUGUAGACGGCAAAGAGCCAGAAUACGCCUCUCAUCUUUCUGCGCGUGAAAACUUGCCUGUUCCCAAGAAGCUGCUUGAACUUGUGGACAAAACACUGCAGAUUUCCUACCAAGAAUUCGAUGCCACAGACACCAACGGCAUCGCAGACUUUAUUGAGUCCCUGACGUCCUUCCUGGGCUCUGGAUUCACAGUUUUCCGGUCCAGAAUUCUUGAAACCCUCCAGCAGCCCCUUACUAUGUGGCUGAAGGACGAGACACAUAAGCUAAAUGUUGAGAGUGGGGUGGAAAGCAGGGUUCUUACUGCUGGCCGAGCUCUUUCGUCAGCUGUCCUCAACAUAUUACAGGCGUCCUCACCUCAUGAUUCUCUGUGUCUGCAAAGAUUCGAGGGUAUCAUAUGCGCAGGUUUAGAGUCCUCGCAUGCGUCUGUGGCAAAGAAGUUCCUUGAAUUCUGCAAAUCUUCGUUCGUCGCGCAAUCUUCAUCCCCUUACUCAGAAGCCAUAUCUCGUGCCGUGCAGAGGUUGGAAACUCAGGCCGAUACCCACGAACGCCCUUCUGAUCCACAGGCCGGGAAAGACCGCCGUGCAGACAUGUCAGAAAAAUCCCGCAUAGCUUUCAUUUUGGACAAUUCAAGUGGUCCUUCUUCUACAGGUUUCAACUCGUCGCCUGUUACUAGAGCACCCGAAGUAUUGGAUGCACCGGAGGACCUCUCAAAGGAAGCCCAAGACGAGUCAUUGCCGGCCAAUGACGACACACCAGACGAGCCCAAUGGCGCGGAGGUUUCAAUUUCUUUCGAACCCGCCGUGGAGAACCCCCCGAAGCGCAGUGAACUGUUCUCGAUGAUUGAAAACCUCCGAUCAUCAUCGCCACCGACCAACACGCCGAGGGAGCUUGGUUUCAUGACUCCCCCGCAUCUGCGCAGUCUACGCAACCUGGAUCGGGAGGCUGAAACUCCACAGACGCCUACUUUACCUGCUAUUGCUGCGGACAAUGACGAGGGCUUUCUUGGCUCCUCGCCUACUCCUGGCACCAGAGACCGUCCUCAAACCAGCGGGUCGACACUCCGUUCCUCCUUGGUAGCUCCAGCAAUGGCCUCUGAUAUGGACAUCGAUCCUCCUUCGUCUCCACCAGAUAUCCGAUCCCAGAGCCCGAACUCCCGGAGCAAAUCCGCCCCUAUGGAAGGCUCGACUUCCCGGGACAGGUCUGCCAAAGCUAAAAGAAAGAAGCAGCGAAGGAAGGAAAGGAGGUCCAAGGCGUCUAGGGCAUCUUCUCCUGUUACGCAGCCUGAUCCUCCGGCAACGCCCAAGGAGCUCGGCGAAACAGAAGUUACCGCCCAACCAGAGAGGCCUCCUAGCAGUCGCACUCGUUCCUCUGCAGGCAAAGUGCUAGAAGAUACAACCGAGGAAUCAUCGGCGGGAAUACACCAAGACCCGGAACAGUCGACGCAAGCUCAAUCUACUUCUGAUGAUCAGGAUAUUGUCAUAGAAGAUGCUCCCAGUCAAGAAGCCCCAGAAAUUGAAGUCGGCGGUGACCAUGAUGAAACACGCACUGAGGAUCACGACAUCCCAGAUUCAUCCAGCGACGAUAUGGAAACACAGAUAGCGUCUCAACUAGAGCAAGACCUUGAGUUUGCAGUCGUUGACGAAGCUGACGAACAAUCAAACAAUCCCCCAGUCACACGCAAGAGAAAGCGCGAAGCGCGUGAAGCAACUUUCUCAACGCCAUCCAACCAGGAAAGACGCCGAUCAUCAAGGUUAUCUACUACUACAAAGGAGCACCCUGCCACAGAGGGUACAGAGCCUAAGAGCACCCGGUCCAAGAAGUCGAAGACGCCCAGCCAAAUCGAGAAGACCGCGUCGUCGCCAGCCGAGGGCGGUCCACUCAAGCGAAGACGCCACUCCAAGGGAUCCGUUGACAACGAAGAACCCAAGUUUGCGCUUCCCGAGCAGAACUCCUCCGUCGACGCAGAUCAGCCUGCGGAUUCAUUGGAAACUUCAUCCCAGAAGCGGAGGUCGAACCGCCUCAGCGGCCACGUAGCGCCGGCAUCAGUUGCGGAAACGCCGCUUCCGAAGAAAUCGUCUCGGCGCAAGCAAAGCACGAAGCAGAAGGAGGCCACGCCUACUGCUCCCCAAGCCGAAACCCCGGUUGUGAAGUCCAAGUCCAAAUCCAAGUCCAAGUCCAAGGGGAAGGAGAAGGAGAAACGCAAAACACCGGAAAGGGGAUCCGUCGACCGCGAGGACAGCGAAAUCCCCGAAUCCUCCGAAUCGCGGAUCAACACCAAACAAACCACCCAACAAGAAGUCGAAACCUCCCAACCGAGCGAACCCGCUUCUCCCCCAGCAGCGGCGCAACAACAAAACCAACCCUCACCCCAACCCCAAGACGACACUCAAACAACCGACGCUGUCGCCGCCGACCCACCACCCACCGAAAAGACCCCGAAGACCAAGGCCUCCGGACCAUCCAAGGCCAAACAGAAGCCGAAGUCAACGGACGCCGUCCCCGACACAAACAGUGCCCCCGCCUCGGGCGAGAUCAUCCCCGCGUUGCAGCAUAUCCUGGACAACGUCAAAGCAGCGGCGCUGGACAGGAGCGCGCUCAAGCAGAUCGACGACUUGUUGUUUGAUAUCCGGGUAGAGACGCACGAGGCAUUGAGGCGGCACACAGGUUGAUAUCUUUAGUUGCAUAGCGAAGGCGUUUUCUUAUAUUGUUUCUUGUGCUUUUGAAAAAUCGUUUUCUCUCAUUCACCCUUCCUUUUAAGCUUAUUUUCUUUUCUUAUUUCUAUUCUUGUCAUCCUGGUUCAUUUUGUUGAGUUGGGUUGUUUAUAAAAAAGCAAAUAAGGAAACGGUAUCUCUCUUGAACAGCCUUUUUCGUUUGCUUUUCUUUUUGUUUUUUUCUCAUUCAACCAAUACACGGUGGUCAGGAAACAACACAAAAAAAAGGAGGGGAUGGCAUUAUCUUUUUGUUUGGUAUCUGUGUAUGUAUAUGCUUACUCAUGGC